Octopus bimaculoides (California two-spot octopus) is the source of this 3945-nucleotide messenger RNA. Its product is annotated as PAN2-PAN3 deadenylation complex catalytic subunit PAN2. NCBI's taxonomy places the organism in Eukaryota, Metazoa, Mollusca, Cephalopoda, Octopoda, Octopodidae. Gene Ontology annotation, biological process: nuclear-transcribed mRNA poly(A) tail shortening; mRNA processing. The record is from RefSeq and is a predicted model, not a curated record. Gene Ontology annotation, molecular function: protein binding; nucleic acid binding; poly(A)-specific ribonuclease activity. Gene Ontology annotation, cellular component: P-body; PAN complex.
GAGUUAACUGUGAGUGUGUUGUUCCCCGAGCUGUUGAUAAACAACAAUGGCGCUUCUCGGGCCCAACUUUUAAUAACAUUUCAUUCCCUUCAACAAACUUUCAUCUUCCUCACAAUAAUACCAGUAAUCCAACGCACUCACACAUACAUACACAUAAAAACUUUGCAUCCGAUCUAAAGUAUAGUUGAUGGAAUACCCAGGUGUUUCUGUUGGUUUUCCUGCCAGUGUUGUUACAAGUACUGCCAUUCCUAUUGACACCUCCUUAAUGGAAACCCGAUAUUCUGAAAACUUAUAUCAGCCCGAACAUCACAAUUCCGGAGAUGUCCAGUUUUCAGAGACCCACAGCGUGCUGGCCGAUGCUCAUCAUUUUGGAGUGUCUUCCCUCUCAUUUGAUCUUGUCAAAGAACUUCUUUGGAUGGGAACUCAAGGGGGUCAUGUCACAUCUUACUAUGGUGCUGGGCUAGAGAAAUACACUUCAUUUCAAGUUCAUUCAACAGAUGAAAUUCGUCAGAUUCUCUCUAUGGACACAGGCUGUCUCUUCCUUACCCGGAAUAAUCUGAGAUGUUCAAUGAGGACAGGAUUGAAGCAGUUUGACUACGUUGACGAAUAUAUGGAAGACAUGCAGUGUAUCUUAAUGACCAGUCCACAGACAGUGCUAAUGGGUGGUCACCAGACCAAAGUCAUUGAGCUUGACCUCAAUAAGUUACAAAAGACCAGAGAGGUUGAUGUUGUUGAACCUGGCUGUGCUAUAUUCAGGGCUUCAAACAAGUUCAUUUGUGCUGGAGACACUAGUGGCAAGCUGACACUUUACGAUCAUAAAACUCUUAAUGCUGAACAUGUCCUUGAAGCCCAUACUGGAACUUUAUCAGAUUUUGAUAUCAAUGGUAACCUAUUGGUUACCUGUGGUUAUUCCAACAGAAUGGGCAACUUGGCACCUGACCGUUUUCUCAUGGUGUAUGAUCUACGUUUCAUCAGAGCCAUGGCACCAAUAAAAGUUCUUAUAGACCCUGCGUUCCUCCGCUUUUUACCAGCCUAUCCAAACAAACUGUGUGUUGUUUCACAAGUUGGUCAUUUUCAAGUGUUGGAUACUACAACAAUGGCUCCUGGCUCCAUGAUGUUGUACCAAGUUGAUACCCAAGGAGGUGUUUUAAUGAGUUUUGAUGUGUCUCCUACAUGUCAGUCCAUGGCUUUCGGAGACAGCACUGGUUACAUCCAUUUGUUUUCUACGAGUGAUCAAGCAGCUUUCAAUGCUUACCCUGAACAACCAGAGUUUGCAGAUCCCGUUGAACCUGUCACCCCUAUGCACAUCAAUGAUGAGCUUGCACCCUUGUCCAUCAUCCCCAUGACAUACCCCAGUGGAGUGACUCUGCUCUCUGAUUGGCCAGCACAACUCUGUCAAAAAGUUUACAGGGCCCACAAACCAGUGGAACCAGAAUUGCUGCGUACCAUGAAGAUGAGGCACAAUGUGGGGUAUGCCCCCAAUCCAGGCACCACCCACAGAAAUCAGGUACCCUAUGAUCUGAAAAAUGAGAGCAAUAACUACAACAAAUCGAUCCCUGAAUCUUCUAAUGGCAGAGAUGAUGCUUUGGUCAAUAUACCUAAAAGAUAUCGCAAAGUUGAAAUAAAAUACUCCAAGCUUGGCAUUGACGAUUUUGAAUUUCGCUAUUAUAACAAAACCAAUUUUGCUGGUUUAGAAACCCAAAUUCCUAACGCUUAUUGCAAUGGAAUGCUACAGGUUUUGUAUUUCAUUGAGCCUCUGCGAUGUGCAAUGAAGUCACAUCUCUGUGAAAGAGAGUUUUGUUUGGCAUGUGAGCUUGGCUUUCUUUUCCAUAUGUUAGAUGAACAAAAGGGACAAACCUGCCAGGCCAAUAAUUUUCUCCGAGCUUUCCGUACAAUUCCGGAAGCUUCAGCUCUUGAGCUUAUCAUUGGUGACCAUGACCAGCUGCAGGGCAAAGCAAACUUCACUCGCCUCAUCCAGAAUUGGCAACGCUUUUUGCACCAACAAGUUCAUUCUGAAUACUGUGUUCGAGGCCCAAUCUACCAGAAUGCCAUGCCUGAAGGUGCGAUUCCUGUUGAAGGUUGCCAGCAGGAAAUAGCAGAUUAUUACUCCAUACCUGUCUACACAGAACCCUGCCCUAUACAGGAGAACAUUCCACAAGGUGCAAAUAUCCUAGAUCAAAGCAGUGAAGCUAUUCCAGAAAGUCCACCCAAAUCUGAGCCAGAAGUUUCUAUAGUAAGUCAGUUGUUUGGAAUUGAGAUUGAAACACUUCUACGAUGUCGUUGUGGCCAUGAGACUCACAGAACCUCUUAUCCUACCCUCACCAACUUAUCAUAUCCAUCAUCAAACACAGAUGAACCUCCUCAAGUCAUUUCAUUCUCUAACAUCUUGUUGCACAGUUUAACAUCAGAGCAGGUGAUGCAAGCUUGGUGCAGUGUUUGCAGUCGUUAUCAAACCCAUGUGAGUAGUCCGAGUUAUGAUCAAUCAAGUGAUGGUGGUGAUUCACUUAACGAAGAAAAUACUCAGUCCAGCUAUGUCCCAACAGGUUUACGGCUUUCUCUCUCAAACAACGUAUUUUCAGUGAAUAGAUUAACAGAAGAGGCAAAGACAGCAACACCAGAAGAGUUCACAAAAGAUUAUGAAAUCUAUGCCACAGUGUCGCACAUCAAAGAUGGUAAAACCUCAGGUAAUUUAGUCAGCUGUAUCAAAGUCGGCAAGAAGUACCACCAACGGAAAGAAAAAGUCACUUGUACCCAAUGGUACCUCUUCAACGAUUUCUCCAUCACACCAAUCGAAAUAUCAGAAGCUUUGCAUUUUGACAUGGACUGGAAAAUACCCUGCAUCAUUUAUUUUACUCGGAAAAAUAUCAACCAAUACUAUGAUUUAACGGUGCAAAACCCCAUCACAUCAGAUGUUCUUUUGGACCAAAGUGGAGUUGUGAACCCUAAAAUUACAGAGAAGACCUUUAUUCCAUUAACCCCAGAUGAAAUCCCCAAAAGAGGGUCUCUGGUCGCCCUGGAUGCAGAGUUUGUCUCAUUAGAUCAGGAACAAGCAGAACUAAAAAGUGAUGGAACACGAUCUACAUUGAAACCUUCACACCUUGCACUUGCUCGAUUGACCUGUGUUCGAGGAUAUGGCCCUCUCCACGGUGAACCUUUCAUUGAUGACUAUAUCGCCAUGCAGGAACAAGUUGUCGACUAUCUGACGGAGUAUUCCGGCAUUAAACCUGACGAUCUCAUUGCUUCCGUUUCCACAAAACAUUUAACCACGCUCAAGUCAACGUACAUGAAACUCCGAUACCUCGUAGACCAAGGCGUUUGCUUUGUCGGCCAUGGACUUAAAAAAGACUUCAGAGUUAUCAACAUUUCAGUCCCAAAGAAACAAAUUGUUGAUACAGUCGAACUAUUACGGCAGCCGAGGCAAAGAAACAUAUCACUCAAGUUUUUGGUUCGCUACUUUCUAAAAAUGGAUAUCCAGUCUUUCACCCAUGACUCAAUAGAAGACGCACGUAGCGCCCUGCGUUUGUAUCGCUUGUACGAGGAAAUGGCCAAGAAAGGCGAAAACCACAUCAAGAAUGUCAUUAAAAAUCUUUAUGAAUACGGACGGAAAGUUCAGUGGAAGCUGCCGCCACCGGAAGAACUUGCCGAGUCAAUGCUUCCGGUAUUUACAUGUUGACAAACAGACAAGUUACACUCAACAACAGAGACAUCUAUUUUUCUAAAGAAAAACCAAAAAUAGAAAAAUUAACAUUAUUAUAAUUUUAUCAUAUCAUCAGAUUCAUUUUUUUUAUGCCCACAUGCAUUUAUUUAUGUGUUGUGUGUGUGUGUAUAUAUAUAUAUAUAUGUAUAUAUAUAUAUAUAAAUGUGUCUUUUAAAUGAGAUAUAUCUUUUAAAUAAUAUUUUUAAAAAUAUCUUCUAAAUAAAUUUUAUUAUUUUUUUUUUAUUCAA